Messenger RNA from Salvia splendens (bonfire salvia), 480 nucleotides. RefSeq names its product RPM1-interacting protein 4. The transcript has 4 exons. Lineage: Eukaryota; Viridiplantae; Streptophyta; Magnoliopsida; Lamiales; Lamiaceae. Gene Ontology annotation, cellular component: plasma membrane. The record is from RefSeq and is a predicted model, not a curated record. The coding region runs from base 1 to 480 and encodes 159 amino acids.
AUGGUAAAGCAUCUUCAUGUGCCUAAGUUCGGAAACUGGGAUGGUGACAACGUGCCAUACACCGCCUUCUUUGAGAAUGCGCGCAAAGAAAAAGGCAGCGGGGUUAGAAUCAAUCCAAAUGAUCCACAGCAGAACCCGGAGGCCUUUCUUCAAGCUGAUGGUAGCCGUACCACAAUGUCUUCGGGAUCAAGCAGUAAUGCUACUUCUGCCAAUCCAGUCCUUAAGCCCAACCAUCACCACAAAAAAUCAGACAGUAACAAUGCUGAUGACUUUCACAGAUCAGUGUCGGUUCCAAAAUUCGGGCAAUGGGACGAAAAAGAUCCGAGAUCAGAGGAAGGAUUUACUGUAAUUUUCAACAAAGUGAAGGAGGAAAAACACAUAGCUGCAGCCAAGUUUCCUCCUGUUCCACUACAUACUACCAACAAUUAUCAGCCUAGCCGCGAAAAGGAGACCAGAAAGAAAUGUUGCUGCCUGUUUUGA